AUGAAUUUCGAAGCUUCUGAUUACCUUAAUGACUUGAAUGUCGAUUUCGGGAACGUUUCUCCCACACUUUCGUCAAAUACCUCCACGUCGCCAAACGACUUGUACUUAUUUUCUCAAUCCGAAUUUUUAGACUUAGAUGUCUUUGCUAGAGAUUCAGCUGCUCCCGCUAAGGAUGUUGCCGUAAAGCUCGAAGAACGUCCAGAGCCAUUGGGAGUGUAUGGUGAAGACAACGAGCAAGAUAUGGGACCUAACUCUAACUCCAGCGACAUGAAACGUAAAAGAAAUACGGCCGCUUCAGCUAGAUUUAGAAUCAAGAAGAAGAUGAAGGAGCAACAAAUGAUCCAACAGAGCAAGGAUUUACAGGAAAAGGUACAAGCUUUGGAGAAAAAAUUAAAGACGGUAGAAAUGGAGAACAAAUGUUUGAAGAGCUUAAUUGCUCAGCAAAACGAAAAACGCAAUAGCGAUUGGUUGGAACAAAUAAAGAAGCGUUCUAUCAUGGAUGCUUCUUCCACGCCGUUCCAGUACACCAACUAG
This is a messenger RNA of Meyerozyma guilliermondii ATCC 6260, 534 nucleotides long. It is a transcript of the gene MET28, whose product is annotated as Met28p. Lineage: Eukaryota; Fungi; Ascomycota; Pichiomycetes; Serinales; Debaryomycetaceae. The transcript has a single exon. Gene Ontology annotation, cellular component: nucleus; Cbf1-Met4-Met28 complex. Gene Ontology annotation, molecular function: DNA-binding transcription activator activity, RNA polymerase II-specific; RNA polymerase II transcription regulatory region sequence-specific DNA binding. The record is from RefSeq and is a predicted model, not a curated record. The coding region runs from base 1 to 534 and encodes 177 amino acids. Gene Ontology annotation, biological process: regulation of transcription by RNA polymerase II.